Messenger RNA from Coregonus sp. 'balchen', 5505 nucleotides. The record is from the annotation of a GenBank genome assembly. NCBI's taxonomy places the organism in Eukaryota, Metazoa, Chordata, Actinopteri, Salmoniformes, Salmonidae.
AUGACAGGCCAGGUGAGCAGGUCUUCUCUGAAGAAGCCGAGGAGCUGUAACCUCUUCAAAGCACUUUUCUGUUGCCUCAGAGGAGCACAGGCUGCCCCCAAACCACUGCCACCUUCCCAGGAUGCCUUGCUGGAGCCACAGGACAAUGGGGACGUUGUCAAGGUAACAUAAUUUAUUCCUCUCAGCAUCUCUGCAGCAUUGUUGCUGUAAUUAUCCAUAUCAGAAAUAGAGUGUAUGGACUGUUGUUUGCUGUAUUUCAACCAAGUAUGGGACUUUUAUGUAGCCUAAAAAAAGUGUUGCAAAAGUGUCAUUUUACAUUUUGUUAUGUUUGCAAAGCUUGUUUGGACACCUAAAGCAGAUUCAGAAUAAAUCGUUUUUGCCACAAAGUUUCACAAAUUAUAAUUUGCCAUGUUAGACUUUAUUAUAGGAUAUGAUACUCUUGUGUGUACAGUUGUAUAUCUAGCAAAGUGUUUUUUUGUCAAACAACUAUCAGGCUUUUUAUUUUACAACUGUCUAGUGCCUCAUCUCAUGUUUAACUACUCCAGCGUGAUUGCAGGAAAAGCAUAAAAUAACUACAUCGGAAAUUGAUAGCUUUCCUCUGUUGAGCAAUACCUAUAGUCCCGUGAAAAUGUGUGGGAUUAUUGCCAGUGGAUGUUAUAACAGCAUGUUGCAAUAUGGAAUAGCUGUUGCACCUGUUGUGAACAUCUUGAACACUACCAUGACGGUUGGCAGCUACAGAGUAGUUUAGGUCUGUUCACAUUGAUCUCCUACGAUGAUAAGACAGCUGAGUGAAUUGUAAUCCACUAAGGCAAAACAGAGGUGCAGAGGGCCUACAAAGAGUGGAUAAUGUGAUGUGCAUGUCAGUUCAUGUGGGAGACAUAAGAUAUGUUAGAUAUGUACAGUAUUUUGUGUUCUGGUGCAUCAUAACCAAUUUGUACAGAAGCAUGAAAAGGUGUUGUUGCCCACUGGCCACCAGUGAGGCUGUCAGGUGUAGAUGAGCGUUAGCAUCAUGUAACAGGGGCUAAUGAGCUUCAUGUUUGUUGAUAUUACCUAGUGUCCUCUAGGCAGCACUGGAGCAGUGAGGAAGCUGUAGCUGUUGUGAGGCCUGGGUAUUGUUUGCGUCUCUGAAUUGAAUCUGAUUAAACAUGCAUAUAUACAGUAUAGGCCCUAUAGCCUAUCAAGUCCAUCUGCUGUCAACAGCCCACAGCUGUUACACUGCGACACUGUUAUUAUACUGUAGUUACAUUGGUUGGUGGAAAUCUAUAAAUGUUAUUUGAUUUUUAAUGCUAGUAGAGUGAGGCACUGUGUUUAUGAAGCAUAAAGCCAGUCUAAUAAAAAAGGGCAAUAUGUGUUGAUGUCCCCAAUGAGUGCUCUGUACAGAUACAGUAGUUACCUUGGUCUGUACUCUGUCUCCUCCACGACAGCUCUCAUCUGGGCCCAGCCUGCUGCCAGAGAUGAUACCUCAGGACCAGGGGAAGAUAUGUUUGGUCAUAGACCUGGAUGAAACACUGGUGCAUAGCUCAUUCAAGGUAGCUACCAACCACUAUUCAACUCUUACUGUAACUCCCGCUGUUGUCAACUCACUGUUAAAGGGUUUUGUAGGGGUAUUUGUUUCAACAGUAGUUAAAAGAGGAAAUAUCAUAAAGUGAAUAAUGGUUUUAUUUUUAUAUACUGUAUAUAUCUAUAUUAUAUUUAUGGGGUUAUUAUAGUCUAGGUCUAAGUGAUUUUAUCUUAUGUAAUUACAUUAGAAUGUUCAACGGCUCCCUCUGUGUUCUUUCCUUAGCCUAUUAGUAAUGCAGAUUUCAUAGUGCCUGUGGAGAUUGAGGGGACCACACACCAGGUAAAAUAUGUGAACUAAAUACAGUAUGUGUGCGCUUGUUGAGUCGGGUAGCUUGGUGUUCAUGUACUGUAUGUUGAUGUGUUCAGAGUUCAGUGUUUGCUGAGCUUAAAAUAGGAUGGGUUUUAGGACAGAUGAGGUUUGUUAUGGGCGCCAUGAGACCUCUACUGGCCAGAUGUGAGGUUGAAUGGGAAAGGAAGUGGAAGCCUUAUAAAGAAAACAAGUGAUUUCAGCAUAGUUAGUUCACCUUUCAUAAAUAAGUAAUUUUUAGAGAAAAUGUGGAACAGAAUUUACUCACCAAUGCACUGCACCAGGGAUAAUAUUUAAAUACUUUAUUGUAUCCUUUGCAUGCAGAACUUCAUGCAAAAAAUGCACAUGCACAACUGAGCAUGUGAGGACUGUUGUUUGGUUUGGGAGUGUUCGCCAUGGGCCUCUGCCUGGUUCAAGUAAUCCAGGAUAGGCUGGUUAACACAUGCACGGCCUAUUCUUGAUUACUUGUUUCAGGAACUGGCCACCAGCAACUGGAAUGGACACAAUGACAACAACCAUUUAAUGUAAUGUGGAACAAAUAUAAGUAUGACUACAGAGGAAGAGUGAAUAUUAUAAUAAUAAUAAUAUCAUAUUUGUUUCCGGAUAUGCCAUUACUAUGCAAUUUCAACGCAAUUAGUAAAGGAAUAUGUAAUAAGAAUGCUGUUACUUUAGUGUUGUUACUGUAGUAAUUAUAGUGUUAUUACAUAGCUAGGUAUAAUCGCAGUAUAAUGCAAAGUGUUACCAAACAUUCAUACCAGGUGUUUGUUUCAGGUAUACGUGCUGAAGAGGCCGUAUGUGGAUGAGUUCCUACAGCGAAUGGGAGAGCUGUUUGAGUGUGUUCUGUUUACGGCCAGUCUUGCCAAGGUAAGCUGAAAAAGAAGAAGAAAACAUUGUCUUGUUAUGACAUUUCCCUAUUAUUCUUCGUGAGAAGAUUACUCUUCAUUUUCAAUACUAGUUUAGGAAGUUUUUUUUAAAUAUUCUCUUUCCCAACCCUCUGUAGCCUUUCCCCCAUGCGUUAGAUGACCUUUGUAGUGCCACAACCAGCUUUGUGAAUUUGCAUAUUAGGAGCUAGCAUACAUUUUAAAUGUAAUGUGUAGUUACAGUUGUGGUCAACUAUAUUGGCACCCUUGCACAAUUAAAAAUUUUUUCUAAAAUAAGUUGAAAAAAAAAAAAUGGUGUUCACAUGUGUAUUUGUUUGAUUUACAACUGCACAGGACCCCAAAAAAUAAAAACAAAAUUGCCCGGACUCAAAUAUUAAAAAUGUAUUUGGUUGGAGGCAAGUUAUUCUCAUUUACUGUGUUAUUUAUCUCACCUGUGGGAAGUUAAAGGUGCAUACAGGGUAAAGAUAGCCAUUCAACCAGUUUUGAAAAGAGAGAACUGAACAUUCUGCCCCAUUGAACUCCAUUUUAAAGUGCAAGGGUGCCAGUAUAUUUGACUGCAACUGUACAUUAUUAGUAGCUUGGGUAAACCUUGGUGACAUCUUGCACCAAAUCCAAAUUCCCAUUUACCCCCUACUUUCCAUUCCCCACUUCUGGUCUUGCCCUUUCCUGCAUUCCCUGAUCCCCCUUUCCCUACUUGCCCUCCCUUAGUAUGCAGACCCAGUGACUGACCUGUUGGAUCAGUGUGGGGUGUUCCGGGCGCGGCUCUUCCGGGAGUCCUGUGUGUUCCACCAGGGUUUCUAUGUCAAAGACCUCAGCCUACUGGGCAGAGAGCUCCAUAAGACCCUCAUCCUGGACAACUCUCCUGCCUCCUACAUCUUCCACCCUGAGAAUGCUGUGAGUUUGGGUUUCAUUCAACUUAACUGUGACCUCUUUCAGGAUUCAAAGUGAUAAUUAACAUGAUAUUAGUUCAGAUUUUACUGCAUUCUGAUCCUAUUCUAUUCACUUUAAAAAAACAAGUUUAACCUUAUAUUCCACUUAAAAUAUCUGUCCAGUGUUCCCAGAUGUCUAUGUAAUAUGACCUAUAAUUAAUUACAAUAUGAGUGAAAUAGUUUUCCUUAAAAAAAAAAGAAGUAAUUAAGUAUGUUAAAAAGCAGCUUUUAUGUGUUGGAAUGGUGUGGGCCUACCCCAACAACAGAAUGAUGUGGGCAUAUACUGGCCAUUAAAAAUAAUCAGGCGAGUAGGAUGACAUCAUCCUCUAUGAGGAAAUAGCAAGCAUUUUUUAAAUGGUCUGUUUUGAGAUGUAAAAAUGAAAUAAAAAAAUUACGUGUUUUCAAUUCCAUUUAUGCUUUGGCCACAUAUGAGUAUAGGAUGAGUCAACAACAUUAUUUAACAGAAUAUGAACUUUUGAUUUAGGACAGAUAUAUACAACAAGAAUAUAUAGUUUGUCAAUACCCCAACACUGCAAACAAAGCAUUAGUAAGUGAGUGAAUGGUUUCUCUGUUGCUCCCUCAGGUUCCUGUGGUGUCCUGGUUUGAUGAUGUGGAGGAUGCUGAGCUGCUCCACCUGCUGCCAGUGUUUGAGGACCUGAGUCAGGCUGAAGACGUCUACAUCAAACUGGGGGAGCUAAGAGUGCCAUGAUGGAGGCGGGAGGACCCUGCUCUCACUGCCAGACUAGCCAGCACCUGGCCCAGAACAUGCGCACCACCAUAGAAAUAGAAUAAUAACAUUCUAUUCAUAUAACAUUGUAUUUGUAUGCUCACCACCCAGAGACACAUGCAUUGUAUUUGGUUCAGACGAGCACUUCAUGACUUUCUAAGGCCUUUUCUCUGAGACUCUGAGCUUCUGUCUGUCUGUCAACCACUGUCUGAUAACUCUGAACCAAAAUACAGUAGAGAACUGCAAUCACUCCAAAUGAAUAUGAAUAAAGUGGUUCAUUUUUGCCAAACCAGAAGCCUGCAUGGCCUGAUCUGACUCAGGACACUUGUAUCAUUGUGCCUUUUUUCUAAACAAACACAAAAACCAAGCAGCUCAAACUGUUUUUUUAUGUGUUUUUUUUCUUCCAAUCUCACUAUGCAAUCCUCUUCUGUAAUCAUGAUGGACUACAGUGCUACUUGUUAUACGGGUGGGUCACAAUCAUAUCUAGAAUGCCAACGGAAUGUAUCUUUACAUUUUCCUGGAUAUAUGACCAGUCAGCAUAUGCUCAUGUACUAUACGUUUAACUGACGUUUAAGUAUGUAAAUAUUUGUAUUAUUUACUGUAAAAUGGCCAACAAUGCAAAAUGCCUCUCCAAUAAGUACUGAAUACAUUAUAAGUAUAUAAUUUUGAAGAGCUUAAAAUAUUAGCAACAUGAUAUCAUUUUUUUCUGAAUAGCAUACAGUGGUGUUAUAAAGUUUUAUAAAGCUCUUUAAGUUUAUAAUUUGGGACCAACUUCUUCAAUCUGGUCACUUGAAUGUCGACACACUGGAUCCCAUGGUUGUAGGCCCAUGGUUGUAGGCUGCUCAGCAGAAGUACAGUAUAGUGUUGCUCUUAAUAUAUUUGGUCCAGUCUACGCAUUUAUUUUUCAGUUUUUCUUGGAAUACUAAAUGACAGAAGUUGCACUAUUUGUUUUUAUAAGUAAGACUGCUAAAAGUGACAACUGUGCAUUUCCAAUUCAGUCAGAUAUAUGCAGAUAAUGCACACGUAUGCCAUGCUGAAUGUGGUCAAAUGCUGUAUUAUCAAGCAUUAGGAGUUGUGGAAUAUUUUAAUUUUUUUAUUUUU